UGAGAAAUUAAUGGCCAUGAGCUCGUUUUUGAUCAACUCCAACUAUGUGGACCCCAAGUUCCCACCCUGCGAGGAAUAUUCCCACAGCGAUUACCUUCCCAAUCACUCGCCGGAAUACUACGGCGGCCAGAGGCAGCGGGAGGACGCUUUCCAACACGAGGCGCUGUACGAGCCGCGGUCCGCCUGCAAGGAGCAGCUCUACCCGUCCUGUCAGAGCUCCGCGUUAUCGCCCCGCGGUCACGUCCACGCUCCGGCCGGGCUGCGGGGCCGCCUCUCGGAGCCCGGGCAGCCCCGCGAACCGGGCACCCCCAGCCCGCCACCCUCGUGCAGCCAGAGCUCGGCCCGGCAGAGCCCCUCGGCGUGCAAGGAGCCCGUGGUUUACCCCUGGAUGAAAAAAGUCCAUGUAAGCACGGUGAACCCCAAUUUCUCCGGAGGGGAGCCCAAGCGCUCCCGCACCGCCUACACGCGGCAGCAGGUGCUGGAGCUGGAGAAGGAAUUCCACUACAACCGCUACCUGACGCGGCGGCGGCGCGUGGAGAUCGCGCACUCGCUGUGCCUCAGCGAGCGCCAGAUCAAGAUCUGGUUCCAGAACCGCCGCAUGAAGUGGAAAAAGGACCACAAGCUACCCAACACCAAGAUCAGGUCGAACUCCUCCUCCUCCUCCUCCUCCUCCUCCUCCUCCUCCUCCUCCUCCUCCUCCUCCAGCUCCCUGCAGAUCCCGCCGGGAGGAGGAUCCCAAGCUCCGACCCCGCAGGGAGGAGCGCCCCAAACUCAAACCCCGCACGGAGCAUCCCAGACUCGAUCCCACGGACCGGCCGCCGCCCUAUAACCGCCCCCGGGACGCGGAUUUGGGCGCGAACUUUGCGAUCGUUUUCGUUUUUAUAUCUUUUUUUUUUAAUUAAUUAUUAUUAUUAUUAUUAUUAUUAUUAUUUGAAGCGCGGGGAAAAGCCGGGGGGUUGCUCUUUAUUUAUAGAGGGGACAGAGCGAGGCUCAGCUGCCGCACAAAGCCGGAGCUGCUCCGUGAAAAGGAGCCUGGAGAAGGGUUUUUUUUUUUUCCCCUUUUUUUUCCCCCAGAUUUGGCUAAGAUGGAUCCUUGUUUCAUCUUUAAUCACGCCGAGCUCUGCCCCAUUUGUCAUGUUUACUCUCCCGUACAAAGGAUGGACCUUAUGUCUGCUAUUACCUCGACAACCAGCGCUCACUUUAAUAAAUGAGCCUCAGUUUCUUCGAGGCGAACUGGAUUUUCUACACCGCCCCCUUUUAAUUUUUUUUCUUUUAUUUAUCUUUUUAUUAUCUCUCUACAAAUAUUUUUCUCUUUGUUUUUAUCCUUAUUUUCUCACUUUUUUCCAUUUCCCCCCCUUUUUCCCCUUUUCCCGCCUUUUUUCUCCUUUCCCCUCCUUUCUUCCUUUUUCCCCUUUUUCUCCCAUUUCCCCCCUUUUUCUUAUUUUUAAAAUUUUCUCCCCCACCCCUUUCUCUCUUCUCUUUCUCUUUCCAAACUUGGAGUUUCUGGCACGUUGUCCCAAAGAGACGGAGUUGGAGAGAGAGAAAAAUAAAAUAAAAAUUAAAAAAAAAAAAAAAAAAAAAAAAGGCAAAACUACCAAAAACUCGACAAAUGCAACCAAAAUCUCCUCCGUGGAGUUGGGAGCUCUCAGAUACCGAGAGGACAAAACAAACAAAACAAAACAAAGACAACCAACCAAACAAAAAACACCCAAAAAAAGAGAAAUUUGGGCCCAGGAGGUGUUGGACAAAGACAGGAAGAGGAUGGAGAGGGAUCUCACCAAUUCCUUUAUUUUUGAUUUUUUUUUUUUUAAA
Molecule: messenger RNA, 1812 nt
Organism: Hirundo rustica (Barn swallow)
Lineage: Eukaryota; Metazoa; Chordata; Aves; Passeriformes; Hirundinidae
Gene: HOXB4
Product: homeobox B4
Exons: 2
Coding region: 11-829 (272 amino acids)
Biological process (GO): anterior/posterior pattern specification; embryonic skeletal system morphogenesis; regulation of transcription by RNA polymerase II
Cellular component (GO): nucleus
Molecular function (GO): RNA polymerase II cis-regulatory region sequence-specific DNA binding; DNA-binding transcription factor activity, RNA polymerase II-specific
Source: RefSeq, a predicted model, not a curated record